UUGAAGAGGAACGUUGGAGCCUUCCUCCAAAAGCAAGGGUCGUCUGGCUCUUCCCUUCUCUAUAGGAAUUCCGUUGGGUACAAAUCACGCAGUCACCCGACCUCCCUGGAUCCCCCAAAUCUACACCAACCAAGCUUCAACUAACCUCACUGAAGCAUGCAACGGUGGACUUUAAACGCUUGCUGACCGUCGAACCCCAGCAUAUCCUGCUUCGCGCGUACAACAAGUUUAUCUCUUCUCUGCCGUCAAGAUAUCACAUAUCGGCUGACAAAGACGGCAAGUCAGAACGCGCGCGUUGACCGUAACAGAUUGACGCCCAUUUUUCUCGUAACCCACAUUGCCCGCUCUCUUGCACAUUGUGCGAAACGCAUUUUCAACUUUCCUCAGGAGACGAUAUGGAACGCAGCAAAGCGUCUGGCGACGGGACCUCAAAGAUUCCGGUGUUCCGUGCUCCGUCGGAGGCAGUGGUCGCCGAGAAAGGCCUAGAUUUCAAGUUGAAGCAAAUCGACGACCUUCUUCGAAAGCCCGACAUCGCGGUGGACGGCGUCACCAAAUUUGUGCUCGGAUUCUGCAAGGAUCAUGCUCACAUCGUGAGACAGCUGCAAGCACAGGUCGAAACUUUGAAAGCCGAAAACAACGCUGUGAAGCAGAAGGUGAAAAGACUCCAACAGGACUUGGAUGAAGUCUCUGGAAAAGUGUCAUCAACAAAUGAGGACCUCGAAUCAGUUCGCGCUCUGGUUGGGCAGGCUACGAGUGAGGCUGGCCAGUCUGUUGAAUACUUGAAGAACGACGUCAAGAAAGUGGCGUCAAAGUUGAGCGAAUUUGAGGCCGAAGUCGGUUCACGUUUCAAAGACGUCCCGAAUGUGCAACGUGUCUCUAUGAUGGUACAAGAUGUUUCAUCUUCCACAGCGAAUUCUUUGGCAGGUAGGCUCCUUACGGAGAUGGAGACAAAGGCGUCAGCGAGUGACUUUGAGCAGGUUAAGAAUGACGUGACGAAAAUAAUCGAUCGUGUGAAAUUUGUGGAAGACAAAAACGACGCAGAUGUUGCAAAGAUGAAAGCGCUCGACCGCCUGGAACGCGAUGGAGGACCGUCGUCUCCGAAGUGCCUCGUCGAGUUGCACGUCUUGAGGGGCGGUGCAAGAGACGUGCCUCUAAGGUGGAACUUGCCGGAAUAUGAAAAGUUGAAAACCUUGUCGAAGACCGAUACGGCUUUUAGGGCGUUCAGUCGGCCAGUUGGUGUCGAAAAAGAAGGCUCUGUGAGGUGCGUCUUGAGGCUGUGUGCCACAUUCGGUGUCGUCGCUCAAGAGGGAGAAGAGUGUGUCCAGUUUGGUGUGGAAGUCCUUCACGCGACCAAGUGUACGAAGAAGUUCGAUUUCUACUUCCGACUCAUGGAUGGAACGGGAAAGGGGCGUCACCUAGUGAAGACAUUUUCUUCAAAUGAGGUGUUUGUGCCCAGAUACUGGCUUCCGCACGGAAGGGGUACUACCAGGCUGGUUAGCUUCGCCGUCCUCUUGUCUGAGGAAAGGAUGCAGAAAGAAGGAUAUUUAUUCAAGGACAGUUUGAACGUUGAGAUUGGGUUGCAGUGAUGCGAAUAUGCGUGUUAUGAACCGCAUGACAAGCUCUGUGCCACUGACUGGAUUGCGCGCGACAUGACUAAGAGGAACGCGGCGUCUACCUUUGGAUUUGCGCGUGGAAAUAAAGUCAUAUACACUUUC
This is a messenger RNA of Ornithodoros turicata, 1715 nucleotides long. RefSeq lists its product as uncharacterized. The record is from RefSeq and is a predicted model, not a curated record. The coding region runs from base 396 to 1586 and encodes 396 amino acids. NCBI's taxonomy places the organism in Eukaryota, Metazoa, Arthropoda, Arachnida, Ixodida, Argasidae. The transcript has 2 exons.